AUGGCCGACACUGUUAUCAAACCAGAGGAGUCUGGCAAUGCUGGAUCUCUCGAACUGAAGGACAACACUGUUAUCAUUGUUUUGGGAGCUUCUGGUGAUCUUGCAAAGAAGAAGACUUUCCCAGCUCUUUUCGGUCUCUAUCGCAACCAAUUCCUCCCAAAGGAUGUCAGAAUUAUUGGAUAUGCGCGAACGAAGAUGGAUCACGAGGAAUAUAUUAAGAGAGUUAGAUCAUAUAUCAAGACUCCCACCAAGGAUAUGGAACAGCAACUCCAAGAGUUCUGCGAUAUCUGUACAUAUAUCUCUGGACAGUAUGAUAAGCCAGAGGGUUUUAUCGAGCUAAGAAAACACUGCGAAGAGUUCGAAAAGGGAAGAAAAGAAGCCAACAGAAUCUUCUACAUGGCCUUACCUCCUUCCGUCUUUACAACAGUAUCUCAACAGCUAAAGGCCAACGCCUAUCCAGAGACCGGUGUUGCAAGAAUCAUUGUUGAGAAGCCAUUUGGAAAGGAUUUGGGAAGUUCCCGCGAGUUACAAAAGGCAUUGGAGCCAAACUGGAAGGAAGAUGAGAUCUUCCGUAUCGAUCAUUACCUUGGAAAGGAGAUGGUUAAGAACAUUUUGAUUUUGAGAUUUGGUAACGAGUUUUUUGGUGCUACAUGGAACCGAAACCACAUUGAUAAUGUCCAAAUCACAUUCAAGGAACCUUUUGGAACCGAAGGCCGAGGAGGUUAUUUCGACGAAUUCGGUAUCAUCAGAGAUGUUAUGCAAAACCAUCUUCUACAAGUCCUCACCCUCCUCGCCAUGGAGAGACCAAUUUCAUUCUCCGCAGAGGAUGUUAGAGACGAAAAGGUCCGAGUCCUUCGCGGUAUUCCAGCAAUCGAGCCAAAGAAUGUCAUCAUUGGCCAAUACGGCAAAUCCUUAGACGGAAACAAGCCUUCCUACAAGGAAGACGACACCGUACCAAAGGAUUCGAGGUGCCCCACCUUCUGUGCUAUGGUUGCAUAUAUCAAGAACGAGCGAUGGGACGGUGUACCAUUCAUCUUGAAGGCUGGUAAGGCUCUUAACGAGCAAAAGACCGAGAUCCGAAUUCAAUUCAAGGAUGUCACAUCUGGUAUCUUCAAAGAUAUCCCAAGAAACGAGCUUGUUAUGCGCAUUCAACCAAACGAGAGUGUUUACAUCAAGAUGAACUCCAAGUUGCCAGGUUUGAGCAUGCAAACUGUUGUCACUGAACUCGACUUGACUUACCGCCGCCGAUUCUCUGAUCUCAAGAUCCCAGAAGCAUACGAAUCCCUCAUUCUUGAUGCUCUUAAGGGUGAUCACUCCAACUUUGUUCGCGAUGACGAGCUUGAUGCAAGUUGGAGAAUCUUUACACCACUCUUACAUUACCUCGACGACAACAAGGAGAUUAUCCCCAUGGAGUACCCAUACGGCUCUCGUGGACCCGCCGUCUUGGAUGACUUCACCUCUUCCUACGGAUACAAGUUUAGCGACGCAGCUGGUUACCAAUGGCCAACUACCCAAACCGCUCCUAACAAGCUGUAA
This is a messenger RNA of Botrytis porri, 1536 nucleotides long. RefSeq lists its product as uncharacterized. NCBI's taxonomy places the organism in Eukaryota, Fungi, Ascomycota, Leotiomycetes, Helotiales, Sclerotiniaceae. Bases 1 to 1536 code for a protein of 511 amino acids. Gene Ontology annotation, molecular function: NADP binding; glucose-6-phosphate dehydrogenase activity. Gene Ontology annotation, cellular component: cytosol. Gene Ontology annotation, biological process: glucose metabolic process; pentose-phosphate shunt, oxidative branch. The transcript has 6 exons. The record is from RefSeq and is a predicted model, not a curated record.